AUUCCUAGGCGAAUAUGUGCAAUAGUCUUAAAAGUCAGAUGAGUUGCGUGAUAAAAUAUUUUUUAAUUGGUUUUACUUAAGUUCAAAUUAAAUUAAAAUGAUUUGUGUCAAAUGGUAGUCCAGCAAUGGAAACAGUGCUUCUAUAAUUUCGGGAUGGAUAAUCAUAAUAGCCAAGCUUGUCAAACCGGAAGAGCUGCUCUUUUGAUACCUACGAAUAUAAAACAACUCUGACUAUGGAACUACAUCAAAUGGCAUCGAAUGAUCAUGAUGCAAAUGAUUCCCUUUCUCCGGUUAUAACAAGUGAUUCUCAGCUGACACCAGAUGAGAUUGUGGACAUAAGCAAAAAUUUUGCAAUAGAUAAUGGCCAAAGCGUUGCAAUAAAUAUAUGUACAAUAUGCUGUGAUCGCGCAACUGGCAAACACUAUGGAGCAGCUUCAUGUGACGGCUGUAAAGGAUUUUUCCGUCGAAGUGUUCGGAAAAAUCAUUCAUAUACCUGCAGAUUUUCGCGGAACUGUGUCGUAGAUAAAGAUAAACGUAAUCAGUGUAGAUAUUGUAGACUGAGGAAAUGCUUCAAGGCUGGCAUGAAAAAAGAAGCCGUCCAAAAUGAACGAGAUCGCAUCAGCUGCAGGCGUCCCAGUUUAGAGGAAAUUGAUACAUCUAACGGCUUAUCAGUUAAAUUUUUACUUCGAGCAGAAAACUUUAGUCGUCAUUUCGGAGCUGCACUGGAUGAUACGAACGAUGGUGACGGCGAUUUGUCUAGUAAACGAUUUGCAAGUAUAAACGAUGUAUGUGAUUCUAUGAAGCAACAAUUGCUCAUCCUCGUCGAGUGGGCUAAAUCUAUACCAGCCUUUGUCGAGCUACAACUUGAUGACCAGGUAGCACUCCUAAGAGCUCAUGCUGGAGAACACUUGCUGUUAGGCUUAUCAAGACGUUCUAUGCAUCUAGAAGAUAUGCUGCUACUAGGGAACAACUGUAUUAUAACUAAGCAGUGUCCAGAUCCAAAAGUGGCCCCAAAUCUUGAUAUAUCUAGAAUAGGAUCAAGGAUUAUCGACGAACUUGUUUGUGCCAUAAAAGAUAUAAAACUAGAUGAUUCAGAACUGGCUUGCAUAAAAGCAUUGGUCUUUUUUGAUCCAAGUAUAAGGGGUCUUAAUCAACCACAAAAAAUAAAAGCUUUAAGACAUCAAGUCCUCAACAACCUCGAAGAUUAUGUUUCUGACAAACAAUACGAUUCUAGAGGUCGCUUUGGAGAGAUUCUGCUUCUGCUGCCAGUUUUACAAUCAAUUACGUGGCAAAUGAUUCAACAAAUUGAAUUGGCGAAGAUGUUCGGUGUUGCUCAUAUUGAUAGUUUGCUGCAAGAAAUGCUCCUAGGAGGAGACACAGUUGAAAAUCCAACAACCUCUACUCCUCCAUUGAAUAAUAAUCACUCACAGAGCAACACUAGUCCAACACAAAUGGUACCUUGCGAAAAUAAUAUUCAACCUGAUUCCAUGGAGCAAUCGCAGGAAACACCUGCGAUGUCAGCAUGUGAAAGGAUAGAGGCAGACACUAUCGAAGAUGGGCAUAACCUGAUGACACCAACGCUCAUUGAGGACAUUAGUAACUACAAUAUUUCUUCAGUGGAGAAUACUUUUCAUCGAAAUGAAAAUUGUAUUCAUCAUGUAAAUGAUGGCAUCUACAAUAAUUCUUUCAUUUCGUCAUCGUCUUCCGGAUUACAUUACGCACAUCAUCCGGUCAAUCGACAUCCACAAACAAAUCUUUUGUUACCUGCUAAUAAUUUAACACGUAAUGAAUACCUUAAAUUAGAACUAAAGCGAGAACCUGAAGCAAAUGGAUAUUGAUAUGCUGGACAUUUUUGUGAUGUUUAAAUUUUAAGGCUAUUGUUAAAGGGAUGCACAUAUAUAGCAAUAUAAAAAAGGCUGGGAACUGUUAAGAAAUGUUGGAAGUAAAAAUAAAUCUCUUGCCAGAGGUGGUUUGUA
Wyeomyia smithii (pitcher-plant mosquito) is the source of this 1976-nucleotide messenger RNA. RefSeq names its product transcription factor HNF-4 homolog (gene Hnf4). The transcript has 8 exons. The record is from RefSeq and is a predicted model, not a curated record. Gene Ontology annotation, molecular function: nuclear steroid receptor activity; RNA polymerase II cis-regulatory region sequence-specific DNA binding; nuclear receptor activity. Lineage: Eukaryota; Metazoa; Arthropoda; Insecta; Diptera; Culicidae. The coding region runs from base 234 to 1838 and encodes 534 amino acids. Gene Ontology annotation, cellular component: nucleus. Gene Ontology annotation, biological process: anatomical structure development; regulation of transcription by RNA polymerase II; cell differentiation.